AUGUCCAAGAACAUCAUUGUUAUCACCGGCGCCACAGGGACCCAAGGUGCUUCUGUAGCUCACACGUUCCUUGCUAUUCCAACGUGGCACGUUCGCUGUCUGACCAGAAACCCUUCAUCACCCGCCGCUCAGGCCCUCGCCGCGUCCGGCGCAGAAGUUAUGCGCGCCGACCUUUCGGACCUGCCAUCACUGCGCGAGGGCUUUAAAGACGCAACGGCCAUCUUUCUCAACACCGACUUCUGGGGCCCCUACCUCUCUUCUCGCGAUAGUACGCUCGCAUACGCAACGGAGGUUCUCCAUGGGCGCAACGUAGCCAUUGCAGCGGCACAGGUGCCCACACUCAAGCGCCUCGUGUACUCCACCCUCCCCGGAAUGAAGACCUUGUCUAGUGGCAAGUACGUACAUUCGUACCACUGGGAUGCGAAAGCAGAGGUUACAGAGAUCUUGAAUGCAGAGCCUGGGUUGAGUGGAAAGGUAUCCUUCUUGGUGAUGGGCGUCUAUUCAAACAACCCUUUGUUCCUCCCUCGGCUGAUGAGCGAAGGCAAGAGCAAGAAGACCUUGAAAUUCACUAUACCUGGGAAAAGAUCGCUCCUGAUGCCGAUCAUUGCUGCCGGGGAGUCGACAGGGACGUUCGUCAAGGCCCUUAUUGACAACCCGGCUGGACAGUGGGUGUUGGGCUCUGAUAGUCAACUUACAAUGGGGGAGGUAGUGGAUGUCUGGAGGAAGGUUACCGGAUAUGAGGUGGUGACGGAAGAGGUCGAUGUGCAGGUGAUGCAUGAGCGCCACAACAUUCCGUGGGAGGUUUUGGAUGCGCCGCAAUUCAUUGCUGAGUUUGGGUACACCGGCUCCCUCAAGGUUGUGAGUCCUGAGCAUCUAGGUGUAGAGACAAAGUCUUUUGAAAGAUGGUUGGCGGACAGAAACUGGGAGCAGAUGAUAAAAAAAGGGGAGGAAGAGCUUAAUGACGUCUCGGAGCAAUCAUAG
Molecule: messenger RNA, 981 nt
Organism: Penicillium oxalicum
Lineage: Eukaryota; Fungi; Ascomycota; Eurotiomycetes; Eurotiales; Aspergillaceae
Exons: 1
Coding region: 1-981 (326 amino acids)
Source: RefSeq, a predicted model, not a curated record